Venturia canescens is the source of this 3055-nucleotide messenger RNA. RefSeq names its product cytochrome P450 4c3-like. The coding region runs from base 137 to 1774 and encodes 545 amino acids. The record is from RefSeq and is a predicted model, not a curated record. Gene Ontology annotation, molecular function: monooxygenase activity; oxidoreductase activity, acting on paired donors, with incorporation or reduction of molecular oxygen; heme binding. The transcript is spliced from 10 exons. Lineage: Eukaryota; Metazoa; Arthropoda; Insecta; Hymenoptera; Ichneumonidae.
GUACAUUGCUCGACAGUCGCCUCCCGACUGUGGCCACGUAAUGAGGCGUCUCCAUCGCACUUUUUCAUUCGUGUCCUCUUCAUUUUUUAUGUACAGACCAAAGUGCAGCUGUUCGUCGAAUCAAAUCUAAUUGAUCAUGAAGUGGCAAUUCAAUCGUCUCGUCGAUCACUCGUCCCUGUGCGUUCGAUAUUUUUUGACAUUUCGCGGUCAUUUGACGGUGAUAUCGAUCGUUCUGAUUGGAAUCUACUUUUGGAAAAAUAUUUCGAAAUGGUGGUGGCAAAGGACUCGUUUAAUUGCGUUUGCUUCGCGACUUCCGGGGCCACGAGCCAUUCCAAUGCUUGGUAAUGCUUUGGAGUUCGCGUGCAAAACCGAGGACACUUUGGACAGAAUCGUGGAUAUUUGCUCGGCUUACGAGACACCCUUUCGCGUCUGGCUUGGACCGAAACUCUACGUCGUCGUGACGGAACCGAGGGAUUACGAGACAAUUCUUGGGAGUGGAAAAGCUGCGUACAAGGAUACGAUUUAUCGCAUUUUGGAACCAUUCGUCGGUCAAGGGCUCGUGAGUGGUUCAGGACCGAAACACAGAGCUCAUCGGAAGCUGAUAAUUCCAAUGUUGAACAACAAAUCAUUGUCAGUUUAUCUGCGUUACUUCGAUCGACACUCGCGCACUUGUGCCGAUCUUUUGGAGAGAGAAAUCGGCGCCGGUGAAUUUGACAUUUCGUCGUACAUGGCUCAUUGCACAAUUGACAUAAUGCUGGAUACGAUCUUCGGAUCGCCAGGAACGACGCAGAAAAAUGAUUACAAAGAACUUGCUUACUGGACCGAAAGAAUGUACGAAAUCGUCCACGCUAGAAUGACGAAAAUUUGGCUCUACUACGACAGCUUAUUUUUUCUCACCAAGUUGGGCAAAGAUCACAAUAAAGGGGUUGAAACGAUUCGUAGCUUCGCGGAGAAUGCAAUUGUCCGAAAGAAAGCUGAGCACUACGAGUUCGAAAGGGGAGAAAAAAAUCCUGAGAGACCUCGUGUCAUGGUGCUGGAACAAUUGAUAGCUCACGUUAAUAAAUUCAACGACAUGGACGACGUUGAACUUCGCGAUGAAAUCUACACUGUUUUUACUGCAGCUCAAGAUACGACGGGAGUCAUCAGUUCGUUCGCAUUUUUGAUGCUAGGAAUGCACCCCGCUGUACAGGAGAAAGUUCGAAACGAAGUGAAUGCAGUACUUGGGGAUGAGGCGAUCGACGAGGACCACAUUCCGAAAUUAAAAUAUCUAGAAAUGGUUAUUCGAGAAACCAUACGACUGUUUCCAAUCGCGCCUCUGAUGGUUCGACAACUGAAAGGCGACAUUGUUCUCGAGUCUUGCACAUUACCUGAGGGCUGCUCGGUGCUCAUGGUGCCCUUCGUAACUCACAGAAAUCCAAAAUUUUGGGACGAACCUGAUAAAUUCAUUCCUGAGAGGUUUCUUCCCGAAAAUUCUGAAGAACGACACCACUGUGCAAAUGUUUCGUUCAGCGGGGGUCCCAGGGGAUGCAUAGGUGGGUCAAAUGACGUUUCUCUAGUCGGUCACUCGCAUGUGAAACAUAAUUUUAUCACAAAAACCAUGUUUCUCCUUCCAGGACAAAAAUUCGCCAUCAUUUGUUUGAAGACGAUCGUGGCGAACGUGAUAAGACGCUAUAAACUUUCGUCAUCGCUGAAAUACGAAAAUCUUCGACUGAAAACUGAUAUAUCCGUUCGAUCACGAGAUGGUUACAAAUUAUCGAUAACUAAAAUCGAUUGAGAAUUCGUUCCGGUUGCGUGAUGGACGGUGAAUUAACGAUACUUGAAAAAACAGAGGCAAAAGCUGUUGAGCGAACAAAUCUGUCGAUUUUUGUCUAUAUAUAACUUAUUAGCUGUACAUUGAACAAAAUUUGCUUACUCUUCGCUGCAAUAAUAAAAUACUGAAAGCAGAAAAAUGUUCAUCAUUAAAUAUUUGAGAAUUCAUUAGAAUUACAGUUUCGUUGAAAAUCAAUUUGAAGUUGAUCAUUCGACAUUCAAUGAGAAAAUAAAAUUUAAGGAAAAAAGUUCCUCGGUGGGAAUGACUCUAGCCAAAUAGCAGACCGAAAUUCGAGGACUAUUAUACGAAAUUCCAGAUAAUAAAUUUACAAUUCAAAAUGAUGAAAAAAACGAGGAAUGUGUUUGAAAAAAAGUAUUUAAAAUAUUUGUAAAGUCUUACAAUUACCAGUGACAACAGCAGUCAGUGGUGAACGACAAUGCAGUAUCGGGGCGAGCUUCAUAUUGGUUUCCUAUGGGUUUUUUUUGCCCUUUAAUUCAUCCUGACGAUAUUUCACUCGUUACUGAGCAUGCAGAACAUCAAGAAUUUCUUCCCUCAGAAUAUAUUAAAAACUUGUUUGCCUUGUAUCCCGAAAUUGUAAAAAGAGGGAAUUUGUGCUGGGGCACUAAAAGUUAAACUGCGAGUAAACUGAGAAUCAAUGUACAAAUGUAUUUUAAUUUUUAAUUUUUAAUUUCUAAUCGUAAUCGUAAGCUUAAGUUAAUACAAAACAAAAUAUGUAAAACAUUGGAAAAAUGUGGUAAAACCUCGUGGUACGUGUAAACUGUGCCAUAUAUAAUUUGGCAAUUUGUAAUAGGCCAAACGCCUCAAUGUAAAUAAACUCAUAUAAACGCUACAAGCGUUUAGAUGGGUGAACAUGACGUAAACGCAACCAGCGUCACCGCGUUCACUUGAAAUCGAACACGUUUUAGCGUCAUGAGCGUUAUUAACGCUGCCAGCGUCCAAGUAGAAUGUACCUAAAAAUUUAACCUAACAUCCGAGUCUAGUUCCAAAUAUGUUAACACAGAUGUAGCUACGGUCGUUUUCUUCGAUAAAGAAAAAAGAUACGACGACAAAGAUUCUCAACUUUGUUGACAGUCGAGUAAAGACACAUUUACAUCUUUACCAGAAACAUUUCAACCAAAAUUUGAUUGCACAACUAUACCACAUAUCAACUCUGCAGAACAUUCUAUUCGUAAAUCUAUAAAUCGCAACGACUGUAUCAUGAAAAUAAAUAAUAUGAAAAUAUUA